This is a messenger RNA of Esox lucius (northern pike), 3599 nucleotides long. RefSeq names its product GTPase IMAP family member 4. The coding region runs from base 939 to 1910 and encodes 323 amino acids. The transcript is spliced from 3 exons. Gene Ontology annotation, molecular function: GTP binding. The record is from RefSeq and is a predicted model, not a curated record. NCBI's taxonomy places the organism in Eukaryota, Metazoa, Chordata, Actinopteri, Esociformes, Esocidae.
UUAGUGUUUAAUGUCUUCUAGGUAGUGUCAGACUGCAGCUUCCAGAAGACCUGGGACAAUGAAUCCCCAAUUAGAGGGUUGGAAAAAUGGUGUGGAAUUUGCCUCAAGGUUCAGAACUGAGUUGGAGGGAUCUCUGUUACAACAUCUCAUUGGUGAAACAUUGCAGAGGUGGUAUGAUGGCUUGGUCAUGCUACGGACAUUUGACCCAACAUGAUUGUUUUAUUUUACAUCAUGUUAACCUGCCCAAAUAUUUUUGUUACCCUAAAAUGGGGGGACAACGUACAAAAACAUGCAGUCGUAUCUGUCACUGUUAAAAACAUUUGGAGUUCUGUGUCUGGUUUAUCUGAAGGCACCCACCCGGAAUCCAACCUUACUCCUCCCACUUAUCAGCCACUUAAAUGAGUCCUUAUCGCUAGGGUACACUCAUUUGAGUUUUUGCCCUAGCACUCACACACCUGAUUCAAGUUUAAGACUUGAUGGUACUGUAGAUUGAUAAUGUCAAUCAGGUGUGUAAGUGGAAGGGCAACGUUUGAAAGAGGUGUGUGAGGGGCUAGAGCAAAAACAGCGAUGUGCACCCUUUGGAUUCCUGAGGACUGGGAAACACCUUAUCUGGUCACCAUCCAAAAGUGCAUAGGUUUCUCAUAUACAGUUUACUAGUAGAGGCUGUGUCAUUUGGUGCAGUGUAGACUGCAUCACAGCCAGCCUGUGGAUUCAUGGCCAUAUGGUGUUAUCUAGCUGGUUGAAUCUGCAGUCUAAUCAUACAGUCCCACUGUGAACUUUGAAUCCCUGGGAUAGUGUAAGGGCUAUAAAAUUGUAUUAUCAGGCAAUGGCAACAGACCUAGCUGUUCAGGUGAUCAGAUGGAUAGGUAGACGACUGGGAAGGAUUUUCUUAAAGAAAGCAAAGACUUUGUAUUAAGCCGGUAAACAGUCAAUUUGGUAUGGAUUUCAGCAAGGUUGGGGUGGAAAUUGAAGGCACCUCAGAUUCUCAGCCAGGCCAAGACAUCCGUCUCUCUGUGGUCUCAGGGUUGCGAAUUAUACUGAUCGGAGAGAGAGAGGCUGGAAAGAGUGCUGUGGGCAACGCCAUCCUGGGCAGGGGGGCGUUUGACACGGUGGGGGUGAAAACGAGGACAGCCGUGAGGCGGCGAGGCAAGGUGGCUGGGAGGCAGGUGACUGUGGUGGACACCCCUGGUUGGGAGUGGUUUCCCUCCAGAGGUUCCUCUCUUGAGGCCAGGAAGGAGAUCAUUAGGGGCGUGUCACUGUGCCAGCCUGGCCCCCAUGUCAUACUCCUGGUGGUGCCCCUUUCCUUUUCUUUCACCCAACGGGAGCACCAGGCAGCUGUGGAUCACGUGGAGAUGCUAGGUGAGCAUGCGUGGGGGCAUACUCUGGUGCUGUUCACAGUGAAGGGUGAAAGGUUGAAGGACACCACCCUGGAGGAGGAGGUGGAGGAGAGUGAGGAGCUCGAGGGCCUAGUUAAAAGAUGCGGGGGCCGCUGUCAUGCCCUGUACGGGAGGACCAGGAAGGGACAAGAUCCUGUGGCAGAGCUGAUGGAGAAGCUGGACGACAUGUGGGCCAAGAACCGUGGGGAGCUGCUGUCAAGCGAUGCAAUCCUGAAGGAUGCCAGGGAGAAGGAAAAGGAGGAGGUGAGGAGACAUCAGGAGGAGGCCAGGGAGAGAGAGCAGGAGCGGAGGAGGGUCAUGGUGGCUUUAAGGGAGAUGAAAGUGCGAAAAGGAGAGGAGUCCACAAGACAGCAGAGCCGGAGGACGAGAUACACAAACGAGAUACCAGACAGUGUGGAGAACAGAUCAACAGAUCAUACUUCAGGUUCAAACUUCACCUGGGCUGACCUCGGGACCAUUGUCAGUCGGAGUUUUAAAACAGUUAUAUGGGGGGAUAAAAAUGGUAGUAAAUGACAGAGAAAUGAACACUGAUGACUUAUCAACAAUAACUUUUUAAAGGUAUUUGCAGCAUGCACAUCCUAGUCAAACUAGGAAACACCAUACUAUUGUUCUUGUCCAAAGACAUUUGAGUUUUACGAGUCAUUAGGCAUCUUUACUGACUUGUUACUGAAUUGUUUUAUAGAACUUAUCUGCAUGCAUACCAUACUGUGGGUAUGGUUGUGAAUACAUGAAUGGCUUUUGUGUUAAUGAGGUAAAUAUAUUAACACCACUCUUGAAAACAGAAUUUGAUUUGAGGAUGGUUGAUUUUCAAAUUAUACAGUAUCUGUGUACAGAUACCAUUUCUUAUCCGUCAAGACAAUUUUAUAUAGCCCAUUUUAAUUUUGAAUCACCUAUACAAUGAAUCCAAGAGGUUUAAUAAACACAAUUUUUAUGUCAUGAUAAUCAAGAUACACAAACGUUGACAAGUGAGCCAGAAAAUACAGAUGGGAGCAUGUGUCCUGUGGCCAGCGAGAGCAUGAAUAUUCCACCAACACCUAGUUCAGCAACACCAGGUGGACUUUGGACAGGAAGGACUAGGUGUGCUGUGAAAAGCUAUUACUUAUCAGGGUGUAGGUUUGCUAGCCUGUUUGCCUAGAAAAAACGUUUAUAGGUAUGAUGCUGCAUUCAGGUGCUGUUAGUCUUAUGUUCUUUGUUUCCAGGGGAAAAUUUCACUGAAUGACGCUUCCAGUUGGAAUUAGAAGUAGGUAGUGUUUUCACUCAAGUUGUUCAAUUGAGUUGUCAAAUGUUCAACCAAAAGGUGACAACACUCCGUAUAUGAAUAUUACAACAACCAUAUCAACAGAGUUGGGGAGUAACGGAUUACAAGUAAUCCACUAGAUUUAUACCAAAUGGCAUUACAAAAAAUUGUAAGUGUAAUCAGUUACAUUACCAGCUAAAAUAAUGUAAUCGGAUUACAGAUACUUUUAAAAUUAUGAUUACUUUUGGGUUACUGAAAUUGAAAAACAAUAGGUACGCGAAAUAAUUAUGACACAUAGCAUGUUUGAUUUUUUUUAUUUAAUGUUUUAACACUAGAACUGCCGGGGAUUGUUUUAUGCCUAAAACCGCCAAACGCGGGUAAAAUGUACCCAUGCGCGAUUGCGCCUGGCUGCUGCAAUUCUGCAACAAGUAAUGUACUGUAAUUGUAUUAAGACAUUGUCUUCACAAAAUAAUGUCUCAAGUCAUAAAAUGAGUUUUGUUUAAACUAUCUAAUCACUAAUCGCCUAAUUUAGUUUAAUUUAUAAUGUAUGAUGAGUGGAGUGAACAUCAACAACCUUGAGGUAACCAUUACAUUUAUUUAUAACAUAAAAUCACAGCUAUAUAUUCCUGAAAAAGGAGUGGAAACAGUGGUUUCUUAUUCGAUGUUCGAUUUAAUUCAAAACACCGACCGAACGCACUAGGCCUACUUGGUCAUAUACAGAUCAGCGCUGACAUGAACAGCGAAAAUGUACAAAAACAAACUCUCACCAUUUUACAAGCAAUAGACUAUGAUAAAGGCAGGGGAAGCAGAAGGGAACAUACAGAGAUGAAGCUAACGAUUAGGCUGUGUGAAAAAUCAAGAACAAACAAUAUGAUUCCGGGACGUGUUAAAUGCAGUGUUGCCAACUUAGCGACUUUGUCGCUAGAUUUAGCAACUUUUCAGACCCCCUUAGCGACUUUUCUUCA